CGUCUGUAGAAGAAAGCAAAAAUAUAUAUAGUGAAAUAUGAAGGAGAUCUUUGUUGGCCUUCUAAUCACGUUCCUGGCAGCACAUGGCAGCAGCGAUUCAGUCUCUGAUUCUCUGGAGGAGAUUCAACCGAGAGCUCUCAGGGAAGGCGAAUGCUUUGGACUCGUGAAGCCCCUGUUGGAGCAUGCGAUAGCGAUGCACAAGUGGAGACCGAAUAAAUAUGAGCUAAAUAAGCUGAACAAUGUGGAAACACUGUUGAACGAAAGGUUUGACACUUUCGAAAACAAUUUAAAUAAGAAAAAAUUGCGACCUGUGGACACAGCUCCAUUUAAGCAAAUUGGAGACAAAUACUAUUUUAUCGAAAACAAUUUGAAAAUGGACUGGUUCGGAGCAUUGCAUAAAUGCCACAGCCUGGACGGACACCUGGCGAGUCUGCAGAGCGAAACUGAGCUGGAUGCACUUAAGAAUAAGCUGAGCAAAGACAAUUAUUGGGUGGAUAUCAAUGAUCUUGCCGUGGAGGGCACAUUUCAAUCUAUCACCACUGGCCUGAAUGCAACCUUUCUGAAGUGGGGCAGCGGAGAGCCAAAUGACGAGUAUAGUCACGAUGAUUGCGUCGGAUUGCGCAAGAGAUUUUCAUAUGACAUGAACGAUGCCGAUUGCGAGGAUGCAUACAACUUUAUUUGCGAGAAGCAAUUCGAAUCGUAAGCAAGGGCUUCUUUCGUACAUAUGUUCGAUAUUAUAAAUAAAUAUGCAUGUCUGAGUG
Messenger RNA from Drosophila novamexicana, 761 nucleotides. Its product is annotated as C-type lectin 37Db-like. NCBI's taxonomy places the organism in Eukaryota, Metazoa, Arthropoda, Insecta, Diptera, Drosophilidae. The record is from RefSeq and is a predicted model, not a curated record. The coding region runs from base 38 to 703 and encodes 221 amino acids. Gene Ontology annotation, molecular function: signaling receptor activity. The transcript has 2 exons.